UAGGAAAAGUAAAGAUUUAGAAAGGGAGAGAUUGCUCAAACGUAUUGCUGAAAAGAGAGCUCGACUCGAAGCAAGAGGAGAUAUUAAUCUCAAAAUACCCAGGCUGACUCUACCAUCUGAUUAUAACUUAGAGGACAGAUCUAUAUUCUCUCUGCCACCAGAAGUUCUGAAACCUAUCAUAGCGUCAGCGUAUCCAAAAUAUAGAAAAGGAGUAGCUUCUCAGAAAAAAAGAGAUGCUGAACUGGAUACAAAACUGCGAUAUUUUACGGCAAUGAGAAGGCAAAGAGAAGAGUUUCGUAAAAGGCUUGUGGAUAUAAUAGUAGGCAGAAAAAGUCCCGAUGAAGUAAUAGAUCCCAACGAAAUACCAAGUCCAGCAGAGAAAGAUAUUUUAAGAUAUUAUUAUUAUGUACAAUGUGGGGUCGAUACAAUUCAUGUUUCUCCAUUAGAUGACAGUGUCUUACAAAGAGUUUUGAGUUUGGUGCCUAAAAAGCUAACUAAAUGGAAAUCUACUUUGGAUGUAUGCGUUGAGGAAAUGAAGGAAAGCUUUAUGCUCACCGUAAAGAAGGCUGUAGUAGAUUUUGUAUUACAAGAUGCGACAUUUACUAGUGCACAAACAGAAAUUUCAUCUCAUAUUAUAGAGUUAAGAGAUAUAUCCACUAAUUGGAGAUUAAGUUACAAUAAAGCUAAGAAAAAAUUGGAAUCGACCUUAUGGGUGGUGAACCCAUGCUUAGCUGCCUUGACUGAUUUAUGGUUUCAUCACUUCAGAUGGUUUCGUUUGAUAAACAUAAAUGAUUUGAAGAAACAUAACGGUCCUUAUGAUUUGGAAGAAUUCAAAGCGUUAACAUCGUCGCAGAUAAUGAAAUCGAAGAAAAAGUUGAUGACACAAUAUUACGGUGCAGUCACUGAUAUAUUUUUGCAGGGGAACAAAAAGAACAAAUUACCCAAUCCAGCUCAUACUAAAAAAAUAGAUUCAUUCUUCAACUCCGUGGCCACCAUAAUGUCCUAUCAUAUUCAAAUGUGUUGCCUUAAGUCCUUAUACGAGUUUGUUGAAUAUAUCAUGGAUAUAAAGUAUUCCAAUAAGGGCUUUGAGAUUCAUCUGAUGCAACAGAUUAACGUGUUAGCAUUCGAACCUCCUUUUAGAAAUUUCAAAGAAGCGAUAAUAGGUAUAUUGGAUCAUCUUGUCGAAUCGAUCAUGACAAUCGAGAGGUUGGAGACUAAGCUCUACUUGGAUUUUCAAAAAGAUGUAUCGUAUCUCAAGCCCAUAAUAGCGGAAGAAAUCGUUUGGGAUUACAAAAUGAAAAUAAACGCUCUCUUGGACGAACAAAGGGUUGGUCCUGAAUCGAGAGUUCAAGAUUUCGUCAAGUACAUGCCUUUAAUUAACGGGGAGGUAAUUUAA
Messenger RNA from Coccinella septempunctata (seven-spotted ladybird), 1396 nucleotides. Its product is annotated as dynein axonemal heavy chain 7-like. The coding region runs from base 272 to 1396 and encodes 374 amino acids. Lineage: Eukaryota; Metazoa; Arthropoda; Insecta; Coleoptera; Coccinellidae. The transcript has 6 exons. The record is from RefSeq and is a predicted model, not a curated record.